This is a messenger RNA of Neoarius graeffei (lesser salmon catfish), 3116 nucleotides long. RefSeq names its product zinc finger protein 551-like. Bases 53 to 1843 code for a protein of 596 amino acids. NCBI's taxonomy places the organism in Eukaryota, Metazoa, Chordata, Actinopteri, Siluriformes, Ariidae. Gene Ontology annotation, molecular function: histone methyltransferase activity; protein binding. The record is from RefSeq and is a predicted model, not a curated record. The transcript is spliced from 7 exons. Gene Ontology annotation, cellular component: nucleus.
CAACGCUGGCCAUCAGGCGGGUUGGCGGGAACUGGCAGUGGAAACAGAGAGGAUGGAAACGGAAGUGUCGACAGAGGAACACAAAGGAAAUCCGGAGAAUUUUGAAGCUUCAGCUGUUAUAAUGAGCUCAGCAGAAGAUAGACAGUGCUUCUCAAGGAAGUCUGGGGCUCCUGAUCCCUCACAGCUGUGUGAGGACAUGAAAACAGAGACUUCAGAUGGAGAGACAGCCGAAGCAUCAGAAGUCUGUGUGAAGAAGGAAGAGACGCUGGAGCUGAACAACCAUGGAGAUGAUCUUGACAACCCACCUGAAAGUCUCUCCAUUAAAGAGGAAGAGCCUGACAAUAAAGACUACCUCUACUGUGAAGUUUGCAAAACCUCCUUCUUCAACAAGUGUGAGUUUCAUGGAUUUCCCCUCUUCAUCCCUGAUACUCCUGUUCCCAUGGGAGUCCCUGACCGAGCCAGGAAAACUCUUCCUCCUGGACUAGAGAUUCGGAAGUCCGGUAUUCCUGGUGCAGGCCUGGGAGUGUUUAAUAAGGGGGAGAUGGUUCCAAUAGGUGCGCACUUCGGACCCUACCAGGGAGAGUUGAUAGAUAGAGAGGAACCCAUGAGCAGUGGAUACUCCUGGGUGAUACGCAGGACCAGGAAGUGUGAAGAAAACAUAGAUGGCAAAAGAGACAUGCAUGCUAAUUGGAUGAGGUAUGUGAAUUGCACCUGUAAUGAUGAAGAACAGAAUCUUGUAGCAUUUCAGUAUCGAGGGGGAAUUCUGUAUCGUUGCUGUCGACCCAUUAACCCAGGACAGGAGCUCUUGGUGUGGUAUGAAGAGGAGUAUACCAAAGAGCUCAAUCUUUCAUUUGACUUCCUCUGGAACAAAAAUUGCUCCAUCAAUGGAGUGAAGCCGUAUCACUGCUCACAGUGUGGAAAGAGUUUUACUCAGCAGAGUACUUUCCAAAACCACCAACGCAUUCACACAGGAGAGAAGCCGUAUCACUGCUCACAGUGUGGAAAGAGUUUUACUCAGCAGAGUACUUUCCAAAACCACCAACGCAUUCACACAGGAGAGAAGCCGUAUCACUGUUCACAGUGUGGAAAGAGUUUUACGGUACAGAGUCAUCUCCAAAUACACCAGCGCAUUCACACAGGAGAGAGGCCCUAUCAUUGCUCACAGUGUGGAAAGAGUUUUACUAUACAGAGUCAUCUCCAAAACCAUCAGCGCAUUCACACAGGAGAGAGGCCCUAUCACUGCGCACAGUGUGGAAAGAGUUUUACUCAACAGUAUCAUCUCCAAAUACACCAGCGUGUUCACACAGGAGAGAAGCCAUAUCAAUGCUCACAGUGUGGAAAGAGUUUUACUAUACUGAGUAACCUCCAAACACACCAGCGCAUUCACACAGAAGAGAAGCCGUAUCACUGCACACAGUGUGGAAAGAGUUUUACUCAACAGAGUACUCUCCAAAAACACCAGCGCAUUCACACAGAAGAGAAGCCCUUUCACUGCUUGCAGUGUGGAAAGAGUUUUAACCAACAGAGUAAUCUCCAAAGACACCAGCACGUUCACACAGGAGAGAAGCCGUAUCACUGCUCACAGUGUGGAAAGAGUUUUAUUCAACAGCGUCAUCUCCAAACACACCAGCGCAUUCACACAGGAGAGAAGCCGUAUCACUGCUCACAGUGUGGAAAGAGUUUUACUCAACAGAGUAAUCUCCAAAAACACCAGCGCAUUCACACACAAGAGAAACGGAGUCACUGCUCACAGUGUGGAAAAACAUUUACUCGUUCAGUUACAUUUCAGACCCACAAGUGCUCUAACUUGGAGAUAUUGCAUGAUUUGAAGUUGUCAAAUUAAUUAUAUUUAUUACAGAACAUGUUCUGUAUUUUGAAAUGUAUUUUCAUUUUAUUUUGACUUUCUGUUGAUUGGUAAAACAUGCAGUCUUAUAGUGGAGCUCCCUGUACAGAAAGCGCACAGAGCAGAGCCCUAUACUUAAUAGAAAUGCAAAAGAAAUGGCUUUGACUGUAGGACAAACAUGUACCACCACAGGGAACCUGAUCAUAAGUGCAAUGCAGUGUAUCUCAACACUUGACAACCAGACAAUGAAAUUUCUAUCUUUCUUUACAUAAGAUAGAUGGGCUUUAUCUAGCAAUUAUUUUUAAUUUGCUUUUUUAAAAAUAAUGUGGGCUUAUUUACUAACAUUUUAUGGAAAAUAUUCACGACAGUUUCAUACGAAAGGGUAGUAAAUGAAUGUAAUCACAGGAAGAAUUUUAUUGAAAACUCUCUAGCAAACGGAUCCAAAACAGAGACAAAGGCAGAGUAAAAAAACAGGCAGUGGUGGUGUGAGGCACAGACAGGAUAUCAGAGGGAAUACAAUACUCACAGUCCAAAAACACAAACAGGGUCACAACCAGAAAAAUGACACAAAAUAAAAGGUUUUUGCAAAGUCUCUGUGUUACUGAGAGCCCUUAUAUGUACACGCUGUGAUUGCACUCUAAUCAGGAACAGGUGCAUGCUAAUUAGUCCUAAGGGCGUGCAUGUGCUUUGCAUGUUACAGCUGCGAGCUCCAACAUGUGGAUGUGACAGAUGAAACCGGACACCUGUUUGAUGUAUGGCGUGUGAUAUUGGAUGGUAACUCUCCAGUAGUGGUGUAAAGUGAAAGUGCUGGUUCACUGCUGUCCACCAGGCACCCAGCAGAGUCACACCAUAAUGAAUGUGGUGGUGGUGUUUCUGGCGCAUAGCAUGCGAUGUCAAAGAAAGGAACAGAUAUGUAUUUGUAACUGCGAUGAGUAUCUCAUUAUUGGCGUCACUGUCACAAGGCAAUGCAGUGAUUUAUUGAAGUGAAAUACACGACACUACACAAUUCGAUGGUUCAUAUGCUAUAAUUUUAUUCUAUUCAGGUUGAUUUUGUGCCUUUGCAAAUAUUUUGCUCAUUCACUCAUCAGGAGCUCCGCUUUUAGGUACUGACUAAAUAUCUAUAUUGAUAAUGUUUAAAAUGAGAUUCUUGAUGUUUUCUUUCAACUUUAAGUAGUUGACAUUAUUACGACACAAUUCAUGCCUUCACAACAGUAUUUUCAGUGUUCUACUGCAGCAUUAGACUAAAACAGCCAGUGAGAUACCAGAACGUUUG